GUCAUAGCACCAUAAUGACGUUUCUACAACAGACACUUGACAGCACUAAUUUGAAGAAAAAAGAUAAGACCUGUUACUGGUUCAAUUAAAUUUUAAAAACAUUUUAAGUUUUUGAAUAUAAUGGAGAAUGAAAAUAGGAGCAGUGUACUAAAACAUUUCUGGACUCGCAUGGAAGUGACCAUUGGUUUAAUACCUCCACUUGUGAUAAACAUUCUUGAUUUACAUGGCCUUUCAGCUACCAGUUGGUUAGCCAAUGUAACCGAAGGAGACAUUGAUGCGCUUGAAAUUGAAAUGCCAAAUAGAGGAGAAAAACUUGUCAACAGAGCGGUUAUCGAGAACAACAAAUUAAAACCAGAAGAAUAUUUUGGUGGUUUUGUCGACAAUCCAGAAGAGUUCACUUUCUCUAUGGCACAAAGGAAAUGUAUACAAGCCAUAAUUGCAGCAGUAAAUAAACAUGGUAUUCAUUAUUUCAAUGGAACGAGUGUUGGUUCCGAACAAGUAGGCAAGAAAAGCGACAUAGUACGAAACAAAACAGAUAAUACUACCGAACACGAUGUAUUGGUUAAAAGAAUUUUAAGUUAUUAUAACAAAUUAAAUCAGUGCAAAGGUGAAUUCCCUGAUGACUUCAUGUCAAACUUAGUGAUUAGAAGCACACAAGGAUCAGGAGGCAAGUUAGUAGCCUUUGUUACGUGCCCAGUGUGUAUAAAAGAGAUAAAGAUUGUGCGAUAUCCGUCUCAUUCCUGGCCGGUGUAUAACUUUGCACAGCACUUUAACAAACACAACAAAAAUUCCCCAAAAUCUCUUUCCGAAAAACCAAACAUUUUUCCGUUCGUGACACAAGCAGAACAUUCUAACGAGCAAGUGUUUGAACCAUUCAAUGCUGUUGAAAAUCUACACUCAGAAAAAUUCUCACUUCAAUGCUACGUGAAAAUGUUUUUCAACUGACGCCAUAUUGCCAUAUUGACAAAAUGAAUUCAAGUAAGUACGUGACACAUAAAAUAUAUGUGACAACAGCAAUAAUUCUGACAUAUGGUUCAUUUCAUAUUCAAUCAUGAUCCGAUGAUUGGUAAGAACAUCACGUGAACUCUGACGACAAAGCCAUAUUUUGGAAACUACGUGAUUUUUCACAUAAGGUUAACGUGUGGAUUUUUUUUGAGUGUACACCAACAACAACACGGUCAGUUAGCAUGUAGCCCAGUGUAUUCUGCUUCUGAUGUCGUCGACAAAGUUGCAGAACGUACAGCAAUUAGUGUCGGCCAGGAUAAUAUAAUAUUGAUUCGUAAGCGUUGUGAGGAAAAAAUCAUAAGAAGAUACCUGGCGCAGAAAAUUGCAAAUCUUAAAAAGACCGUUAUAUUAAAAACUUCUGGAACGAAGAAAAAUAACUGAACAUACUCUAAGGGCGAAAUAUUAUAACCGACCAGUGAGAUUUGUUAUAGUAUAAGUUGAUUUAUGUAAGAAUUAAACUAAAUCCUGUAAUAAUAAAAUAAGAGUAAUAUAUUUGUUCAUUUA
Malaya genurostris is the source of this 1509-nucleotide messenger RNA. RefSeq lists its product as uncharacterized. Lineage: Eukaryota; Metazoa; Arthropoda; Insecta; Diptera; Culicidae. Bases 121 to 945 code for a protein of 274 amino acids. The record is from RefSeq and is a predicted model, not a curated record. The transcript is spliced from 6 exons.